AUGCAUUCCAACACAGUCCUGUUCAUGAUUGCCACGGCGGUGGGCGUCACGUCGGCCGAACUCAACCUCUUCCCGGGCCAUGCCGUCGUCCGACGCGAGGUCGCAGCUCGCCAGACUGGGAUCCCCGCACUACCAAGUGCCACCGACCCUUGUCUGGCGAGCCUGAUAUCUAUCUCCAAGACUCUACCGACACCUGGUGUUGAUCUGCUAUCCGCGCUUGCCUCCAACACUGAGACCAACCCAUGUUCAAUCACUGUUGCUGCCUCUGUGUCGGACAAGUUCAAUUCAUACACAAGCACUGUUCGUAGCUGGUACUCGAGCAACAGCGCCGCAAUCAACUCGGUGCUGUCGCAAUGUCCCAAGCUCAGCUCUCUGGCCGGUCAGUUGCCCGUCUGCACCGGCAAGGAUGGCUCAAACAGUGCCGCUUCAACUACCACCAAGGCCUCUUCCGGCGCAGCCACUACUGGGCGUGCGACCGAUGCGGGGUCAGGUGGUGCCUCAGCCGCGACGGCCAGUACCGGCGACAGUUCUAGCAACCCGGCAAGCGCGGUAGCAUCCCUCACCAAAUCCGGCUCAGGACCGCGGGAGACAAACUUUGUGGCGGGUGCAGUUGCUGCCAUUGGAUUUCUUGGCGUUGUCGCUGCCUUGUGA
Pyricularia pennisetigena is the source of this 651-nucleotide messenger RNA. RefSeq lists its product as uncharacterized. The transcript has 2 exons. The coding region runs from base 1 to 651 and encodes 216 amino acids. The record is from RefSeq and is a predicted model, not a curated record. NCBI's taxonomy places the organism in Eukaryota, Fungi, Ascomycota, Sordariomycetes, Magnaporthales, Pyriculariaceae.